Molecule: messenger RNA, 1556 nt
Organism: Coffea arabica (coffee)
Lineage: Eukaryota; Viridiplantae; Streptophyta; Magnoliopsida; Gentianales; Rubiaceae
Source: RefSeq, a predicted model, not a curated record
CCGGGAAGGAUUCAGGAAGGACGGGAGCCCAUGAUGAAUUUCUUGAAAGUUCAUUUCAGCUGCUAAAUGUCCCGUACAUCGAUUAGUUUUCACAUCUUGGGAUUUUGUGGCGAAGGGGAGAAAGCAUAAGGGACGCUGGGGAAUUGGCUGAAAAAGAACAAAGAGAGAGAAAAUCAAAUGGAGAAAGGCAAUGGUACUGGUGUUACUGGUAAUCCCAUGAUUGUUGAAGAACUCAAGAACGCGCGACGUUUUGCAGUGAGCCUGGCCCGAGAAGUUGAUGCAAGAACCAAAUGUUGCUUGAAAUUCGGCGCCAGAAUGACGAGGCUUCAGCUGCUCUCUCCAGGGUCGUUGCCCAAAAACAAAAGCUUCAGCAAUCUUAUGGUCAAGUGAUGAGGAAGUUGCAUCUGAAUGAAUCAGAAAUGGCAAAGAUGAGGUGCAGCUUGAACUUGCAACUGAGAAAUUUUGGGAUGCAAAACACAAGUCUGAGGCAAGAAUUGGCAAGCAUGCAGGAAGAACUAGCAACUCUAGCAAAGCAGGACAAAAAACAGAGCCAAGGUGACCUUGAACCCAUAAAUUUACUUGUGGAGAAGGACAAGUUGAAAAAUCAAGAAAUCGAAGAACUAAGCAGCAAAUUGGCUGAAAAAAUUGAUGAAGUUCAAGACAUGGAAGCUCUGAACCAAGCACUUAUUGUGAGGGAGCACAUAAGUAAUGAAGAGCUACAGGACGCUCGCAAGGAAUUAAUUAGUACACAUCUGGCACUGGUCAUACAGGUUUUGCCUACUCUUCUAGAUGGACAAAGUAUUGGGGUUAAAAGGAUGGGAGAAAUUGAUGUUGAUCCAUUCAAAGUUGCUUGCUUACGUAAAUUCUCUGGGACGAAUGGAUGGAGCAUGCUAACGAGCAAUAACAAAUACAUAUUUGAUUCUUCUAGUGUCUCCAUUACCUUUAUCUUACUGCGAAUGUGGAAGGCGCCAUUGCAAGUUUAUGUCUUGGCGAUGCAGGAAGUGAUUGAUGAACAAGACAGCAAGUUGAAAGAAUUGAGAAGCCAGUGGGGUGAGGGUGUAUACAAUGCAGUCGCAAAUGCUUUGUUAGAACUGAACGAGUACAAUCCAAGCGGGCGGUAUGCAGUUUCAGAGCUUUGGAACUUCAAGGAGGGCAGAAAAGCUAGUCUAAAAGAGGUGAUCCAAUGCUUAGCUCAACUGUUGAAGACUCUCAACUCCGCGAAACGGCGGAGGCGAGUGUCAACAUGAAUACCAAAUGCCACAUGAUUAUGUAGGAGCUGAGAACAGGAUCCAGUAAUGUCUUCUUUUAAAGUAAUUUUCCGCUGAUCCAUUUGGACUUUGCGAAUGGCUUUUCUUAGAGGUGCAGAACUGCUGCUGCCGGCUGUCUGAGCAUUCAAAAAGGAUGUCCAUUACUAGUAUAAUUUAUAAGGUAGAAGAACCAACCUCUUGGUCAUGGAAGUACAUGUCUCUGUUUAUAUGAAAUUGGUGUUUCAGCAUUAAAACUCUUGUCAUUCCUGGCAAUUCGUAGAGAGUGGGUGCAUAUAUUUUACUUCUUGC